Vicia villosa (hairy vetch) is the source of this 1746-nucleotide messenger RNA. RefSeq lists its product as uncharacterized. The record is from RefSeq and is a predicted model, not a curated record. The coding region runs from base 1 to 1746 and encodes 581 amino acids. The transcript has a single exon. NCBI's taxonomy places the organism in Eukaryota, Viridiplantae, Streptophyta, Magnoliopsida, Fabales, Fabaceae.
AUGGUAAUGGACUCUAUCAUUCAUGACAGCCAAACUGCGUUUAUGACUGGGAGAAGCAUUCACGAUAACAUCCUGAUGACACAUGAACUCAUUAGAGGUUACAACAGGAAACACAUAUCACCGAGAUGUACCAUUCAGAUUGACUUACAAAAAGCAUAUGAUACGGUUUGCUGGGAUGCACUGGAAACUAUUAUGGCUGAGUUAAGCUUCCCAAACCAAUUCAUUGAAUGGAUAAUGCUAGCAGUUAGGUCUGUAUCAUACAGAUACUUGGUAAAUGGUCAAGUCAGUGAUAUCCUAAAAGCUAAAAGGGGCCUGAGACAGGGGGACCCUGUGUCUCCACUUUUAUUUGUUCUGGUCAUGGAAUAUUUACACAGGUGCAUGAUGGAGCUUAAGGAGAACAAGGACUUCAAAUACCAUCCUAGGUGUGCAAAACUGAACAUUACUAAUAUCUGUUUUGCUGACGAUCUGAUGCUUUUUGCCAGGGGUGAUGUUCUCUCUGUGAAGACUAUGAUGUGUACAUUCAAUAAAUUUUCAGAGGAAACAGGUUUGAAGGCUAACCCGGACAAAUGUAAGGUGUUUUUUGGAGGGACUGAUUAUGAUAUUCAACAUGCUAUAAGAGUAGCCACGGGAUGUGUGGAGGGGACUCUGCCUAUAAGAUACUUGGGAGUACCUCUCACUAGUAGGAAACUGUCUGUUAUUCAAUGUCAGCCUCUCAUUGAUAAAAUGGUGGAGAGAAUCCAACACUGGUCGGUAAAAUUCCUGAGUUAUGCGGGUAGACAACAACUGGUCCAAAGCGUACUCAUGUCAAUCUCGAGUUAUUGGAUGAGUGUGUUCCCAUUACCUAAGAAAAUAAUUCAGAAAAUUGAAGCUUUGUGUCGCAAUUUUCUGUGGUCCGCGAAAACUGAUGGGAGGAAAGCGUUGGUAGCAUGGGAGCAUCUUUGCGAACCGAGAAAUGCAGGGGGCUUGAAUUUCAAAAAGCUGCUCUUUUGGAACAGGGCUACUAUUAUGAAACUGCUAUGGAACAUCCAUAAUAAGAAUGAUAAACUGUGGAUCCGUUGGCUGGACAUAUAUUUUAUGAAAGGUAACCCAAUCCUCACUUGGCCGGUUAAGCAUACUAGCUCCUGGAUGAUGAAUUGUGUACUAAAGUGUCGUAUAUAUACUCAUAACAAUGAGGCAUGGGAGUCGGCCAAUACCAUGAAAAGAUUCGAUACUGCAACAGUAUAUAGAAGUAUUUGUGGAGAGAGCAACAAGGUUCCUUGGAAACAUUUAUUUUAUCAAAACCAUGCGAGGCCACGAGCAAAGUUCAUUCUAUGGCUGGCUUUAUGGGGGAGAUUAGGCACCAAAGACAGGCUGGAAAAAAUAGGGAUCAAUCAUGAUAAACAUUGCUGUUUUUGCCUUCAGCAUGAGACCAUAAAUCAUCUUUUCUUUGAUUGUGCAUUUACAGGUUUUGUGUGGCGUAAUUUGUUGAGUUGGAAUGGAUAUUUGCGCCAGGUUGCGGACUGGGACAAGGAGAAAAAAUGGUUGUUUGCUGAGUUAGGAAAGAAGGGUUGGCGGCGUGAAUUCUUACGAGUCACGUUGACGGAAACGGUCUACCAUAUUUGGAAGGACAGAAAUGAGAUCCUUUUUAAGGAUAGGAGCCCAAACCUUGAUGUUAUUAGAAGAAUCAUUGAUAGUGUCAUAAGUAGAUGUCUACUAGCAAGAAAUUUGCAGAAUCAUAUUAAUGCUAGUAGAGAUAGUAUAAGCUAG